Molecule: messenger RNA, 2010 nt
Organism: Parnassius apollo (apollo)
Lineage: Eukaryota; Metazoa; Arthropoda; Insecta; Lepidoptera; Papilionidae
Source: the annotation of a GenBank genome assembly
AUGUCUUCUGUGUGGAAGUUCUUCAAAAAAGAAGACAACAACAAUGAUUCAGCUUCUUGCAAUUUGUGCGGCAAGUCGUAUAAAACGUGCGGUAAUACAACCAAUUUGGCCACUCAUUUAAAAAAUAGGCAUCAUUUUGCUUAUUUGCAAAUGAUGAAAAUGCCUAGUUCAUUGAAAACAACUAAAUCUAGUGAAGAAACUGAAGACGCUGCGGCAGUAGACUUGAAUAACUCCAAUGUAAGAUUAUCAAAUAUUAAUAUCUUAGUUUGCCAUCCACUAGUACUGGUUAUAAAAAUUCCCAGCAAAGUCAAGAAGAUGUCACAGUCAAUCCUGCUGAGAUGGUUUAUCAUGAAGCUAAAAAAAAGAAAACAAAGCACCUUAGUAGCUUGUUUAGAGAGAGGCUCAAGCUUCGAAGAAGGUGGACAAAAACAUAGUGAAAUAACACAGGCACUGAUUUACAUGAUAUGUAAGGACAAUUUGCCAUUAUCAUGUGUUGAAAAAAAAGGCUUGCAAAAACUUAUGCGCACAGCAUGCCCUCUUUAUAAACUGCCUUCCAGAAAAAAGGUAACUCAUAUGAUAGAAAAUCGAUAUAAUACCACAAAAGCAGUUCUUAUGAAAUCCUUGACUGAGCAAAAUUUUUUAUGUUUUACAAGUGAUAUACUUACUCUCACUAAUUCUACAAGGAGCUUCUUAGUAUUAACAGUUCAUUUUAUUGACAACGUUAAGGGAUCGCCUAUCCUUCAAAAUGUAAGCCUAUGUGCGCAGAAACUGACUCAGGCUCAUUCAGGACAGUACAUAAAAGAAUGCUGGGAAGAAAUUUGUGAAGAAUUUCAUAUAGACAAAAAUAAAAUUGUUGCCAUUACAACUGAUGGGGGUGCAAAUAUAGUGGCGGCAGUGCGAUUGUUUUUAGGGAACGAUCGCAGAAUUUCGUGUAUGGCACAUUGCCUAAAUCUUAUUGUUGAUGGGGUGUUGAAAGAAAAUCACGCAUUUUCAGCUCUUUGCGAUCACGUAAAGAGCAUCGUGACGUAUUUUAAACAAUCCGUAAAUGCGAUGGAUCAAUUACGCUCUGAACAAGAAGUAUCUGGUAUGCAAGAAGGGGAGGUGUUGACAUUAACACAAGCCGUCACCACAAGAUGGAACUCGUGCUUUGACAUGUUAAAAAGAUUUACCACUCUUUCUGCACUAGUAGCUAAAAUUUUAGCUACUAAAAGUCAGACAAGCCGAAAUACACCCGACAUGGUCGCAACUUCUCAAUUAAAUAUUAUACGAGAUAUUGUGGCUAUUUUAGGCCCAUUCAAAGAAGCCACGGAAGAAAUAAGUGGGGCUAAUUACGUGACUUCCAGUUUAGCCAUUCCGGUUACAAAUUUGAUUCGCCAAGCAGUGGAAACUUUAAGUCCAUCUACAAGUUUGGGGCUAAUUGUUAAAGAAGCUCUUCUUAAAAAAGUUCAAGAAAGACUGGUACCUUUACAAGAAAAUUCAUAUUUGUCGGCAGCAACAAUAUUAGAUCCGCGUUUUAAAAAAAUUCAUUUCAAUUCACCAAUUGCGGUUUCACAUGCCAUAGCCAAAAUUAGUAAUGAUAUUCGGAGCGAACACCGACGCAGGGGUCAACUUUCCCCUGAUCUUAGAACGAUCCAAAUAGGAAAAGCACAAGAAAAAACUGAGAGUUCAAUUUGGUCUGGGCAUGAAAAAUUAUUAUCCCAGUCAACAACCGUGCCCGAGGUCCCGAGCUCUGGCUCUGUGCCCAAUGAACUCAAGCAAUACCUUGAUCAACCUCUCCUUGAGAGAAAGGCUGAUCCAAUAAAAUUUUGGACAAAUUGCCAACAUUUUACGCCAGUUCUUUCAGAAGUCGCCCUUAAAUACUUAAUUUGCCAGGCUUCUUCGGUCUCUUCUGAAAGAGUUGCAUCAGCUGUGAAUAUAACUGUACCCGACAACAGAAGCCGCUUGACAGGAGAGCACGUCAAACAGAGAGUGCUACUAAUGUCAAUUUCGGAUGAAUAUUGGUUUGAUUAG